Messenger RNA from Pocillopora meandrina, 2218 nucleotides. The record is from the annotation of a GenBank genome assembly. Lineage: Eukaryota; Metazoa; Cnidaria; Anthozoa; Scleractinia; Pocilloporidae.
AUGCAACAUCCGUUCCAGGGAAUCAAUACAGCCAUAUUCUUCUUAGUAAGGCGACAUCGUUUUGCAGAUGAAAUGGUGGUUUCAACGCACAUCUUAGCCACCGAAGGAUUAACUCAGGUAAAAUAACUUUAGCCUCUUUUAAUGAAUGUUAAUGAAAAUGGGAGGGAUAUCUAUUUUAAUCCUAAUUUGAGUAAUAAUUAUUGUGUGCUGGAUAAUAAACUGAAGGGUAAUACCAGUUCAGAAACGACUCAAAAAUAUUUCUUUGACUUUUUAGCCAAAGACGUAAGCGCUUAUUAAAGCGUCUCUGAUGAUUAUGAUUACACAUAAUCUGAAGUAUCACCCUAUCAAAAUAUAACUACAUCGCAUUUCCCUGCAUUUAAAUAAAUUGCCAUGAAAAGAAAAUAAAAAACUAGUCUAACAGUUCAUUCCCCUUGCCCUCAAGUUAUGUCGAUUUAUUACAAUUUACUGUUCAGAUAGAUUAUCAAGUUUCUAAACUUGUUUCUGAGCGAAAGUCAUGUGAAUUUGUAUUUGUUUCAGGAAAAAAUAUAUACUGAUGAGAUGUAACUUUUAAUUUUAGGGUAUUUGGAGGAAUCAGCCAAUAUUUUUUCUGAGAUACUAUUAUUUUAUGAAAUAAGUCAAGAUUCUGUCUCCAAUGUUCUUGCUAUGUCAAAAGCGUUUCACAGCUCUGGAUCUUUCUUCGUGAGAUAAAUUUGUGCUUUCUCACCAUGCAAUCUGGCCACGGAAAAGAUUGCUUUAUAUCUCAAUAUCUUACCUCAAUAGGGAGAAAUCUAUGCCCUCGUCAACAGAACAGAGGCGCAAUUGGACGCUAAGCACCUACUAUUUUGUGUGGAAUACAAUGGCUCGCAAGUAAGUGCUACUAAUAUUACUGUGUUUACUAAUGCUUUUAUAGAAGACCAAGUGAAAAUUAAGUUCCAAUUGCUGGGGCAAGUACGAAGGAACUUAAGAGUAAUUUACCCAGAUAUGGCGGAACAAGUAAGUCUCGUGUGAAUAAUUGUUCAAUGUUUGUAGUAGUUUUUCACACGGUAAUGUAUGUCUCUGAUCAUAUUUUCUUCCAGCAGUAAAGGAGGCCAGAACAUCACCUAUUUCGCUGUUUUCAUUUUCGUCCUUUCAGUUUUUUCAUAGUGGACACGCAACUUUUCCCAAAAACUCCGAAACAAGAAUGAUACUACGUUUCUCCAGCGACACUACAGUAAUGUAAUAUUAUUACUGCUACUGUAUACGUAUGAGUUAUCUCACAUUAUUUGCAACGUCCUACUUUUUAGAUGAUAACUGUGCAUCAGAUACGGUGGAUGAGUCAGCCAUUUAUGCAGACGCCUGGGGCCGAAGCACCAUUGACUGUAGAGUUUAUUGGUCCCGUGGGUGAAUUAUGCGAAGAACACAUAAGGAUUACAAUGGAAUAUGGGGAAAUAACUCAAAACAUGCUUCUCCCAAUAUUGGUAAUUUACUGCUCAACAACCAUUGCUCCCUCAAGUAAAACUAAUGAUAAUAAUAAUAAUAAUAAUAAUAUUAAUAAUGAUGAUGAAAAUUAUGAGGAUAAUACUGAUAUCGGCAGUGAGAAAUAUAGCGAAAAUCAGUAAGCUAAUGACGAUGAUGAUUGGUAUUAUGUUUUUGCUACCUCUUAACCAAAUGGUACAAAUCAGCUGUCGUUGACUCAGUCCUCUAUCAGACAUCAUUAUUCUGAUCAACGCAAAUCUUAGCCAUCAGUUUCUUUACAAGAGGAUCAUACAGGUGGAGAGAGCUCAAAGUUUUUUUUUUGGAAAAUUAAGCCUCAAUUUAUACUUUUUGGGAUCAAAUUUGUGACCAAAUCCCAAUCCUAAAUAGCUUUUGAGUCUUAACCAUGAAGGGAAAACUUCUCUAAACUAUAUUUCCCUGUUAAUUAAUAUCUUCCUUGUUUCAGUCUCGCCGACAAAACCAUUAACUCCUCCUGUGAUACUGAUCGACUUGUGUUCAAGACCAAGUGUUCAAAACCGACGGGAAGAAAAAAGUAAAAAAGGAUAAAUGAAGACGGCAAUCGUUAACAAAAUAUUCUGUUGCAAUUUGUUGCGUCUUCGGUAAUUUUUGUUGCUUCCUCAAUAAACAGAAUACCGUAGUAAUAAUUACUUUGUACCUCUUUGGCAUUUUUAGCCUUCGGCACCCCUGACAUGUAUUAACUUUCUGAUGAGAGUUUACAGCGGUUAUCAUUUGUUGACUUGUGAUC